Molecule: messenger RNA, 744 nt
Organism: Phascolarctos cinereus (koala)
Lineage: Eukaryota; Metazoa; Chordata; Mammalia; Diprotodontia; Phascolarctidae
Gene: GRXCR2
Product: glutaredoxin and cysteine rich domain containing 2
Biological process (GO): sensory perception of sound
Cellular component (GO): microvillus; stereocilium shaft; stereocilium base
Source: RefSeq, a predicted model, not a curated record
AUGGAUGAUCCUGAGAAGAAGACAAACCAAAAGUGUGAAAGCAAACCCCGAAAAGUGAGAUUUAAAAUAUCUUCAUCCUACAGUGGUAGAGUAUUGAAGCAGGUAUUUGAAGAUGGCCAGGAGCUUGAGUCCCCAAAGGACGAAUACCCUCACAGCUUUAUCCAAGAGUCUUUUGAACCAGUGGAGAGUGUCUAUGGGGCUGGAGAAACUCCCAAACCAAGAUUUUAUUCUACAAAAUUGGCUGCUCAGCGAAUCAGCGUUUAUAGAGAGAGAAAUGCCUACACCCUGGCAGGUAGCCAGCCUCUCUUCAAUGAUUAUAAAACUAAUGACCAUAAGUCCCCACCCAUUCUAGAUUUUGGCAAGAUAAUCAUCUAUACUAAUAACCUGAAAAUUAUCCGAACUUCAAUGGAUAAAAGAGACUUCAUGAGAAAAGUCCUUCAGAAGGGAGAGGAGGCUGAGGAACAGUCUCUGGUGAGCAAAGAAGAGGGUGAUGGAGACAGUGAUCAGACUGAUGGCCCACUGCCAGAAACAGAAACCACAUUUGCCCACAACCAAUAUAUCCAGGAAGGGGAGAUCCCUGAGCACAAUUGCUUCCACUGUAGAGGAUCAGGCAGCGCUAUUUCUCUGUGCCAUGGAAGCAAAUUUUCAAUGCUGGCUAAUAGAUUUAAAGAAUCUUACCGGGCCCUACGGUGUCGUGCUUGUAAUGAGAAUGGUCUCCAGCCCUGCCAGAUUUGCAACCUAUAA